AUGACAUUUGAGUGCUUACUAUAUGGUCGUAUUUCCAAUCCUCUAAAACCAAAGUUAUUUGAACGACUCAUGGGAAUAUGUGGUAAAGAACCUGUCGAUAUCUUUGAGUUGGAAUUUGGUUUCGUUCCGACCCUUCAGACUCCCGUGGGACCGGCGCGUAAUGAGGACGUUUUACUCAGACUAAAGUCUCCACUUGACGAAAAAGAUUUGAGUCAACGUCAAUGGCAAUUAUGUCAAAUUGGACACCCUGAAACAACAGAGAAAAAAGUUACAGUUCGUCGUGUUAUAUAUUCACGUAUAACACAAGGAAACACGUUUGCAUUUGAAUUCGUAAGAAAAGGAAGUGUAUUUAUUUAUGAAGAUAUUAUAAAAAUAUCUAUUACUCAAAUAUAUGAGCUAGAAAACUUACACGACCCAACUUCCCUCAAACCAUUCGAUCCUCAAAAUUUCUGGGUUGUAGAGGUUUUGACUUUCUCAAAUGAACCGGAUGUCCCGCUGAAAGCCAGUGAAUUAGAAAAGUUGGCCUCUAAUUUGACCGAUCAAACCAGAACCCAGCAACGAUAUCUACGGUUUCGAAAUUUUCAUGCUGCGCAUUUUAGUCGUCCGCGUCAAGAGUUUUUUCUUCAUGCUUUGAAUCCUACUAGUCCUCCUUGGACUCUUUGGAAUAUUAACAGAGACGAAGAAUGGGAACAAGAAGGUGAACAAGAAAUUGCUGAUGAUGUAUAUUAUGAGGAAGGUCACGAAAAUAAUGGCUGGAAAGAAGAGGAGGAAGAAGAAAAUGUAGAGUUUGUAUUGAGCGAAGAGGCUAUUGCAAUGUUUCGAUUUUCGGAGCUACGAAAACUUGAGCUUGAAAAAGAAUACUCGAAAAUCGAAAAAGUUUCUAUCAAAAACCAGAACAAUAGUCAGAUUAAGGAAAUCUCUUCUGAAGAAGAGAUAUGUAUCGAAGAACCUCAUCCAUCGUAUAUUCGGCCGACCCCAUUUUCUCGCGAGCAGAUGCGAGAAUUAUAUGGUGAAGAUGGGUAUCAGAGUAUCGAGUGUUUGGAGGCUGCGGUGAAUGCUACUUUUGAGCAAAGUUUUCUUAAACAUAAUAGUCAAAAGUCGACUGUUGAUAACAAUAAUAAUAUUAUUAAAGAGGAAGAAGAGAUGAAUGUGGUUUAUUGGCCUGUUUUGCCAUUACGCUUUGUAUAA
This is a messenger RNA of Ambispora gerdemannii, 1188 nucleotides long. Lineage: Eukaryota; Fungi; Glomeromycota; Glomeromycetes; Archaeosporales; Ambisporaceae. The record is from the annotation of a GenBank genome assembly.